Desarmillaria tabescens is the source of this 642-nucleotide messenger RNA. RefSeq lists its product as uncharacterized. The transcript is spliced from 4 exons. The record is from RefSeq and is a predicted model, not a curated record. NCBI's taxonomy places the organism in Eukaryota, Fungi, Basidiomycota, Agaricomycetes, Agaricales, Physalacriaceae. The coding region runs from base 120 to 422 and encodes 100 amino acids.
AAUUUUAUAUGGCUCCAGCCACGAAACCCAUAUUUUCAGUGCUGGUGGGUGGAUGCACAACAGUUUCAUACUAGAAAUACCCAAUUUCUCACGAAACAGCUUCUUUCUUCCCAUCCACGAUGUCCGUCGAUACCACUGUUACUCCCGAACCGAGGUUCAUCAUCGCUAUCAGUGGAGGAAAACAUGUCUUUCUUCGGUGGUCUGAUGUUGUUGAAUAUGACUCCUUAAUUACUACAUUAUAUCGCCACUUUGGAAAUGAGCUUCCGAGGGACAAGGAGAACAUUGUCGUGCAAACUAAUGAUUUGGACAUCUGCCUUGGGAUAUUCAUUGAUAUUCCAAGCGAGCUGUGGGGUGAUAUUAGCGCACAGAUAAGCCGCAUCAGAGUCGUGAAUAAGUGGUCUAGUGAAUAUAAGCGAAGGUAGCAUCCUUCGAUUGAUUAUCUACUGUGCUACCAACAACCGAGUCUCAAUGGGCAUUUCGACAUGUUCUCGCACACAAAAAGGUUCAGAUAAGAGCGCAAUAUCAUCGCAAUUCCACAUCCUUCUCCUCAAGUGCAGACGUCGAUACAAUACAUCCCCUGAGGCAACGCAAAAUGAAAAAGAAAGAAGCAAGAACUUGUACCUUAGAGAAUUUAUACAACUG